GGCGUCUCGGUGGGCAACAAGUAGAGGUUGCCCGCGGGGGCGGGGCGGAGUCCGGGUUCGUGCCUGGGUGCCACCGGAAGUGUUAGUGCCGACGCGAGCGCGGAAGGGGCGCGGCCUGAGGUCCGCAGGAAGGAGACGAGGAGACUGGCAGCGCUUGACAGACUGAACUUGGAUGGGAGCAACUGGUGCCUCGGGACUGCUCCAAUGCCCGGUCUGCGCUGAAUGUGGAGUAUGUGGAACCACAUUGAAACAUCACAACCGUCUUUUGAUGGCAGAACCCUGAGGACCUCCCUUUUCCAGAUGGGGAAACUGAGGCCCAGAAUCGCUAAGUGGUUUGCUUGAGUUGACACAGGGAGCUCCAGGACUCGCCCUCAGCCAAGCCACCUGCCGGGAACAUGCCUCUGCACCAUCGGGGAACGGCCAGGGGCAGCAAGCCUGUUGGGGAUGGAGCCCAGCCCAUGGCUACCAUGGGAGGCCUGAAGGUGCUUCUGCACUGGGCUGGUCGAGGCGGCGGGGAGCCCUGGGUCACCUUCAGCGAGUCAUCGCUGACAGCUGAGGAAGUCUGCAUUCACAUCGCACAUAAACUCGGUAUCACUCCUCCCUGUUUCAAUCUCUUUGCCCUCUUUGAUGCCCAGGCCCAAGUCUGGUUGCCCCCAAACCACAUCCUAGAGAUCCCCAGAGACGCAGGUCUGAUGCUGUAUUUCCGCAUGAGGUUUUAUUUCCGGAAUUGGCAUGGCAUGAAUCCUCAGGAGCCAGCUGUGUACCGCUGUGGGCCCCCAGGAGCUGAGGCAUCCUCAGAUCAGACAGCACAGGGGAUGCAACUCCUGGACCCAGCCUCAUUUGAAUACCUCUUUGAGCAGGGCAAGUAUGAGUUUGUGAAUGACGUGGCAUCACUGUGGGAGCUGUCGAGUGAGGAGGAGAUCCACCACUUUAAGAAUGAGAGCCUGGGCAUGGCCUUUCUGCACCUCUGUCACCUCGCUCUCCACCACGGCGUCCCCCUGGAGGAGGUGGCCAAGAAGACCAGCUUCAAGGACUGCAUCCCGCGCUCCUUCCGUCAGCAGAUCCAGCAGCACAACGCCCUGACCCGGCUGCGCCUUCGGAACGUCUUCCGCAGGUUCCUGCGGGACUUCCAGCCGGGCCGCUUGUCCCAGCAAAUGGUCAUGGUCAAAUACCUGGCCACACUCGAGCGGCUGGCACCCCGCUUUGGCACAGAGCGUAUGCCCGUGUGCCACCUGAGGCUGCUGGCCCAGGCUGAGGGGGAGCCCUGCUACAUACGGGACAGUGGGGAGGCCCCUACAGACCCUGGCCCUGAGUCUGCUGCUGGGCCCCCCACCCACGAGGUGCUGGUGACAGGCACUGGUGGCAUCCAGUGGUGGCCAGUACAGGAGGAGGUGAGCAAGGAGGAGGGUUCUAUCAGGGGCAGUGGCAGGAAUCUGCAAGCCAGCCUGUCUGGGAAGAAAGCCAAAGCUCACGAGGCAAUCGCCCAGCCAGCGGACAAGCCGAGGGAGCCGCCUCGGGUCUACUUCUGUGACUUCCGGGACAUCACCCACGUGGUGCUGAAAGAGCGCCGUGUUAGCAUCCACCGGCAGGACAACAAGUGCCUGGAGCUGAGCCUGCCUUCUCGGGCUAUGGCGCUGUCCUUCGUGUCACUGGUGGACGGCUAUUUCCGCCUGACAGCCGACUCCAGCCACUACCUGUGCCAUGAGGUGGCUCCCCCACGGCUGGUGAUGAGCAUCCAGGACGGGAUCCACGGACCCCUACUGGAGCCAUUUGUGCAGGCCAAACUGCGGCCCGAGGAUGGCCUGUACCUUAUUCACUGGAGCACCAGCCACCCCUAUCGCCUGAUCCUCACGGUGGCCCAGCGUAGCCAGGCACCAGAUGGCACGCAGUGCUUGCAGCUCCGGAAGUUCCCCAUUGAGCAGCAGGCUGGGGCCUUCAUGCUGGAGGGCUGGGGCCGGUCCUUCUCUAGCGUUCGGGAACUUGGGGCUGCUUUGCGGGGCUGCUCACUGAAAGCGGGAGAUGACUGCUUCUCUCUGCGUCGCUGUUGCCUGCCCCAACCGGGAGAAACCUCCAACCUCAUCAUCAUGCGGGGGGCUCUGGCCAGCACCAGGCCACUCAACCUCAGCCAGCUCAGCUUCCACCGGGUCGACCAGAAGGAGAUCACCCAGCUGUCCCACUUGGGCCAGGGCACAAGGACCAAUGUGUAUGAGGGCCGCCUGCGAGUGGAGGGCAGUGGGGGCCCUGAGGAGGGCAAGAUGGACGACGAGGUCCCCCUCAGGCCCAGCAGGGACUGUGGGCAGGAGCUGCGAGUGGUCCUCAAAGUGCUGGAUCCUAGUCACCAUGACAUUGCCCUGGCCUUCUAUGAGACAGCCAGCCUCAUGAGCCAGGUCUCCCACGUGCACCUGGCCUUCGUGCAUGGCAUCUGUGUGCGCGGCCCUGAAACAUCCCAGGAGAACAAGAACCUGGUUCAUGGUAAUGUGUGUGGCCGGAACAUCCUGCUGGCACGCCUGGGGCUGGAGGAGGGCACAAGCCCCUUCAUCAAGCUGAGCGAUCCCGGCGUGGGCCUGGGUGCCCUCUCCAGGGAGGAGCGUGUGGAACGGAUCCCCUGGAUGGCCCCCGAGUGCUUGCCAGGCGGGCCCAACAGCCUAGGCACUGCCACGGACAAGUGGGGCUUUGGUGCCACCCUCCUCGAGAUCUGCUUUGAUGGAGAGGCCCCCCUCCAGAGCCGCAGCCCCUCCGAGAAAGAGCGUUUCUACCAGAGGCAGCACCGGCUGCCCCAGCCCUCCUGCCCAGAGCUGGCCACACUCACUGGCCAGUGUCUGACCUAUGAACCAACCCAGAGGCCGUCAUUCCGCACCAUCCUGCGUGACCUCACCCGGCUGCAACCCCACAGUCUUGCUGAUGUCUUGACUGUGAACCUGGACUCACCUGCGUCAGACCCUACUGUUUUCCACAAGCGCUAUUUGAAAAAGAUCCGAGAUCUGGGAGAGGGCCACUUUGGUAAGGUCAGCUUGUACUGCUACGAUCCGACCAACGACGGCACUGGCGAGAUGGUGGCGGUGAAAGCCCUCAAGGCAGACUGCGGCCCACAGCACCGCUCAGGCUGGAAGCAGGAGAUUGACAUUCUGCGCACGCUCUACCACGAGCACAUCGUCAAGUACAAGGGCUGCUGCGAGGACCAAGGCGAGAAGUCGGUGCAGCUGGUCAUGGAGUACGUGCCACUGGGCAGCCUCCGAGACUACUUGCCCCGGCACAGCGUCGGGCUGGCCCAGCUACUGCUCUUCGCCCAGCAGAUCUGCGAGGGCAUGGCCUAUCUGCACGCGCAGCACUACAUCCACCGAGACCUAGCCGCGCGCAACGUGCUGCUGGACAACGACAGGCUGGUCAAGAUCGGGGACUUUGGCCUAGCCAAGGCCGUGCCCGAAGGCCACGAGUACUACCGUGUGCGCGAGGAUGGGGACAGCCCCGUGUUCUGGUAUGCGCCAGAGUGCCUGAAGGAGUAUAAAUUCUACUAUGCGUCCGAUGUCUGGUCCUUUGGGGUGACCCUGUAUGAGCUGCUGACGCACUGUGCCUCCAGCCAGAGCCCACCCACGAAAUUCCUUGAGCUCAUAGGCAUCACCCAGGGUCAGGUGACAGUGCUGAGACUCACCGAGUUGCUGGAACGAGGGGAGAGGCUGCCACGGCCCGACAAAUGUCCCUGUGAGGUCUAUCACCUCAUGAAGAACUGCUGGGAGACGGAGGCAUCCUUCCGCCCAACCUUCCAGAACCUCAUACCCAUCCUGAAGACAGUCCACGAGAAGUACCAAGCCCAGGCCCCUUCGGUGUUCAGCGUGUGCUGAGUCACAGUGGCAGCCCUGCCUGGGAGGAUUGGGCCAGGCAGCGGCCGCAGAGGGGGCUUCCUGCUCCUUACCCCAGGAGGAAGCCAGGAGGGCGAAGUCAUCACCGACACCCUGUGCCUCACUCCUUUCUGGAGACCCCACCUCUGUGAACUGAUUUUUCUUCCAUGGCCGUAAGCCUAACCAUGAUCUUGAGGGACCCAAGAUGUGUGGGGCACUAAUCCAGCCCCCAAAUCCCCAGCUCCUAAACUUGAGCCCACCAUUUCCACCGUCUGGUAAUAAACUCCUAUUUCUUCUGCUGGA
Cebus imitator (Panamanian white-faced capuchin) is the source of this 4139-nucleotide messenger RNA. RefSeq names its product tyrosine kinase 2 (gene TYK2). Bases 396 to 3839 code for a protein of 1147 amino acids. Lineage: Eukaryota; Metazoa; Chordata; Mammalia; Primates; Cebidae. Gene Ontology annotation, biological process: peptidyl-tyrosine phosphorylation; cell differentiation; intracellular signal transduction. The transcript has 24 exons. Gene Ontology annotation, molecular function: cytokine receptor binding; non-membrane spanning protein tyrosine kinase activity; ATP binding. Gene Ontology annotation, cellular component: membrane; cytosol; cytoskeleton. The record is from RefSeq and is a predicted model, not a curated record.